CUUACUCACCACAUAUAUUUCCCCUUCACUCAUUCCAUCACACACACACAACAAUCUCUCUUCUCACUUUCCAUUAUUUCCUCCAAUGGACAUGGAAGAAACUGUCCCUUUAGAGAGCGAAACACAACCAACUACGUCCUUCUCUUUCCCCAUUAUACCCUCCACGUCCUCCUCUACCUCCUCCUCCAAGAAGAAGAAGAAGGUGGUUUUGAAGAGGAGCAAUGAUGGGAGGCACCCAACUUAUAGAGGAGUACGAAUGCGCCAAUGGGGAAAGUGGGUAUCCGAAAUUCGGGAGCCUAGGAAGAAAUCUAGGAUUUGGCUUGGAACUUUUCCCACGGCCGAGAUGGCGGCUCGAGCUCAUGAUGUGGCGGCUCUAACAAUCAAGGGCAGCUCAACAUACCUCAAUUUUCCUGAGCUAAUAGCCGAAUUGCCUCGUCCGGCUAGCAAUUGCCCUAAAGACAUUCAAGCAGCCGCAGCCAAAGCGGCCGUCAUGAAUUAUCACCAUGAAAGCCAUGACAUAGAAUUAGAAGCCGAGUCCGAACUAAGCCAAGUCGAGUCUUCUUCAAGUCAAACUCAAAUAUCAUCAAGUUCUACUUCAUCAUUAUCGAAGGGUGAGCAUGACAUGUUCAUGAAUCUCCCUGAUCUAUCAUCAGACUUGAAUCAUAGUUCUGAUGAGUUUCAUUACCUCUCGGCUUGGGUCAUAGCUGGAGCCGAAGCCGAACAUCUAGACUCAGAUUUCCGGCUUGAAGAACCGUUCUUAUGGUAGCCUUAUUAAGUUACCUAGUAUGGACAACCUAUGUUUCCCUUUACAUUUUGUUGAUUGUGCUGCUUCUUUUUCCUCUUUUCCUUUCGUUCCUUUCACUUUUUUGGUGGUACUCUAUCCACUACCUAGAACCUUGAAGCCCCCUAGCUAUAGUAUCUACUUUAAUUUGGUCCAUGGCAUGUCAUGCGUCAUCGGCCAAUUGCCAAUUGCAAAGUUUAUUUCCACCCACAAAAUGGUCAAAAUUUGUUACUAUAGAUUGAUUGAUGUGCCUCUUCACUUGGCUGUUUCCUUAAUUCCACAACGUAUAGUGGGGUUUUCAUGCAAGGAUUUUGUAAAUAUUAGUCCUAAUAAAAAUAUUGCACUCAUCAAUUGUGUUUGAUACGGUAAUCGAGUUGUCCAUCAUCGUCUUUUACAUUUAGAUCUCUUAAUCUCCAGAUCCUCAUGUCUUAAAUUAUAUCAAAAUUACUGAAAAACAAGUGUUUUUUUUUUUUUUUUUUAACA
Messenger RNA from Arachis stenosperma, 1264 nucleotides. Its product is annotated as ethylene-responsive transcription factor ERF038-like. Gene Ontology annotation, molecular function: DNA-binding transcription factor activity; DNA binding. Lineage: Eukaryota; Viridiplantae; Streptophyta; Magnoliopsida; Fabales; Fabaceae. The coding region runs from base 86 to 766 and encodes 226 amino acids. Gene Ontology annotation, biological process: regulation of DNA-templated transcription. The transcript has a single exon. The record is from RefSeq and is a predicted model, not a curated record.